UUUGGGGGUUUCCUCAAGGUACUCCCCCAGUACAUGCAUCAUAGGCUGACUGGCAUCUCCAAAUUGUCUGCAGCGUGUGAGUGUGUAUAUGAUUGUGCCCUACCAUGGGUUGGAACCCCGGUGUCCCCCACCUUGUGCCCCUAGUUCCUUGGGAUAGGCUCCAGGCACCCCCGUGACCCUGUGUAGGAUAAGCAGCAUGGGAAAUAGAUGGAUGCAUUUACAUCAUCAAUCAACUAGCAAAGACUGGCUGUGAUACCUAUUGUUGUUGUUGUUGUUGUUGUUGUUGUUGUUGUUUAAAUUAUCCUAUUCACCUGUGAUGUUUUGCUUAAAGAGCGACACAACUUCAGAAAAACUUUCUGAGAGUCUUCUGUUGGUAAUCUAGAGGAAAAUGCUAAAACGUGAAAAAGAAUCCGGGGUGAAAAAAAAAAUGAAAAAGAAAUGUGCAAAAUGUCAGUGUAGGAAGUCUGCUCAUCAAAACGGAAGCGAUGUGGAGGAUUCAGCAGCAUCUGUUCCUGCUUCAUUCAUUCCCUCCUCCUAGUGCUGAUCCUCAAUGGGCGGCGUGAGGAGGCUGCGCGCGCGCCCGACCAUCACCACCACCACCACGUCGACACUUUUAACUUCGCCCAUGCGUGGCUUUACAUGCACACCAUUUCCACUCUUGUUUCUGAUGAGAAUGAGUCUAAUCCUCUCCGAUGAUGGUAGGAUAAAGGGCGCGCCAUGUUUCUUUAUUAGCGCUCUUUAUUUCAAGGUUUUAUCCGUGCAUUCAGAAUCGCACGCGCCAACUCUGUGGACAUAUUGAUAACAACACGACACGACACCCUGGAGGAGCUUUCGGGUAUAUCGACGAGAUUUAUUCAAGGAUUGCCUAGAGCACUGGCUUGGAUCAGUUUUCCUGCUUCUGCUGGCCUCCUUGUUGUUCCUCAUCCUCUUCAUUCUUCUCCUCUUCCCAACCCCAGAAUCCUCCACCAGUCACAAUGACCACCACCUACUCUAUACGAUCCAUGCAAGAGAAGUUCCACCAUCUCCCGUAGUAAUGCCCGCUCUGGCCCAGUGCCAGUCUCCACCCACUGCCCUACCCACCGCUCCUCCUCUUGCCAUCCCACCCCUUGCCAUUGCCAUUGUUGCCAUCUGCCGGCUCCUGCACCAUGAAGGAUGAGGUCAUCAGCACCAACGCACUGGCCUGGCUGGUCUGCUCCGGGGUGUCUAUCCUGGCUAAUGCCUGGGGCAUCCUAAGCGUGAGCGCCAAGCAGAAGAAGUGGAAGCCUCUGGAGUUCCUGAUCUGCACACUGGCUGGCACGCACAUCCUCAACAUGGGCAUCCCUAUCACCAUGUACUGCGUCAUCCAGCUGCGCCGCCAGCACUCCAAUUACGAGUGGAAUGAAGGCCUCUGCAAGGUCUUUGUCUCCACCUUCUACACUCUUACUCUGGUCACCUGCUUCUCCGUCACAUCGCUUUCCUACCACCGCAUGUGGAUGGUGCGGUGGCCGGUCAAUUACAGGCUGAGCAACACGAAGAAGCAGGCUGUGCAUACAGUGAUGGGUAUCUGGAUGGUUUCUUUCAUCCUGUCCACACUGCCUGCUGUGGGCUGGCACGACACCAGCGAGCGCUUCUACGCCCACGAUUGUCGCUUUAUAGUGACUGAAAUUGGCCUAGGCUUCGGCGUCUGCUUCCUGCUCCUGAUCAGCGGCAGUGUAACAAUGGGAGUCAUUUGCAUCGGCAUUGCUCUCUUCCAGACGUUCUCCAUGCAAACAGGCCAGAGUGCCGACAAGAACAAGUUCAACGUGCCCACUAUUGUGGUAGAAGAUGCGCAGGGAAAGCGCCGCUCAUCCAUCGAUGGCUCCGAACCAAUCAAGACCUCGCUGCAAAUCACGUACCUGAUCAGCGGUAUUGUGUUCAUCUAUGACUUCCUUACUGGCUUUCCCAUUCUGGUGGUGAGCUUUGCCAGUCUGAAGUAUGACCGUUCCUACAGCUGGAUGGUACUGUGUGUGCUGUGGUGCUCCAUAGCCCAGUCCAUCCUCCUCCCCAUGUUCCUGUGGGCCUGUGACCGCUACCGUGCCGAUGUCAAGGUGGUCUGGGAGAAAUGUGUGGCCAUUAUGUCCAACGACGAAGUGGACGAAGAAAACAGCCAGGAUGGAGGCAUUCAUCCGGACUUAAUAUAUGACAGACCUUAUGACUAUAGCUCCGCUGCUGAUAUCAUGACGGUAGACCGUAUUGCCAAGUACGAAUUCUCGACCUUAGAAAGGGGUGUCCCCCAGUGUUAUCCAUUGAGGGAGCCUCAGGAAGAUAAAAUGCACUAUUUGCAGGUGCCCCCUACAAGAAGAUACUCCCACGACGAAACCGACAUGUGGACCACAGGGCAGAUUCCUUCCUACCUGCACCGCUGGGGCUCCACCGAGGACAUGAUGGGUGUGCCGCGUUACACCUCGAACCGCCACGAGAGGCGGCGCAGCAGUCUGGUAUCGUGUCACGAGGAGAGCAGCCGCCAUCAACGCGCACGUAGGAGCUCCGAUGGGACACGCUCUCUCCCGCGACCCCAGCGCUCCGAGGACAAUUUGGGGUGCUUCAGCCGUGAUGAGGUGAUCAACUUCAUCGACGAAACACCUCUGGCCAGCCCGAUCAGGAGCCCCCGCCGUGCUUCAGCGCUCUCAUUAGUAGCCGGCACUCAAGAGCGCCAGAUUAUCCUGCUACCACAUUUCCCGCUCACACAUUUCGAGCGGGAGCCUCAGGCACUGCGACGCGCCUCUGAACACAAGGGCUCACGCACUGAACUGCAUCAGGGCUCACCGCGAAAGGACAGUAACAGCAGGGGGAGAGCAGAAGAAGUUGGUUUGAGCGAAUGUGGAUCUGAUAAAGGGUGUCGUGAGCAGCGGCGGGAUGGAAAACGUGCGUCUGAACUGAUUUUAACAGGCCAGAGCGUGUGGACAACAGCACACUCGUCACUCAGGGGGAAAUCGGGACAAGGGGAAGCACAUGUGACUAAGAGCGAAAUCCAAGGGAGCAUGAACAAUUUUAGAAACUCACAAUCGCCCUCGUCAAGAUAUACUGUAUUUCACUCCAGUUCCAUCGGAUCGUCAACCUAAGAUCCUGGAGCUUUUAUUAUUAUAAUACGUCGUACACACAUCUCUUACUAUUGAUAUGAGUAUUCUUGUUAUACAUAUUCAAGUGGAAUGUUUUUGUAAUAUGGGCGCUUUGUGAUCGAGUCUUGAGAAGUGGUCUAAGGCAGAAAUACGUACAUUAUUUUAUAGCUAUUUUUAAAUGUUGCAAAUAUACAAAACAUGAUAAUCUCGUAUUGCAUUCUUUGGAGUUAAUAUUUCAACUUAAAAGAGAAUAAUGAGAGUAGAAAGGGCCUUUUUUCAGCUGGUGUUUACAAUAGCCACAACUAGCCAUUCAAACUUUUUACUGGAUUCCUAUUCCACUCUUUUCACUGUUUCUGUUGUUUAUCGUUGUGUGGUAUGUUAUUAUAUGAUUAUUUUAUAAAAGUAUUCUAUAAAUGUACAGUAGAUAUUAUAUGAUUUUCACCAAAAAAAAAAACAAAAAAACAAAACAAUGCUUGUUUUAUGUACUCAUUUUCAUUUUCAGCAUUUUUCUUUGCGCAAAAGUUUUCAAAUGAUUUGUUUAGAGAAGAAGAUCAAGGUUCAGAUUAAAUACAUGUCAACAACCACCAAAUCAAAGUUUAGGCUUUAUUCUAAUGAAUUGCAUAUAAAGUUUCAACACGC
This is a messenger RNA of Ictalurus furcatus (blue catfish), 3716 nucleotides long. Its product is annotated as probable G-protein coupled receptor 153. NCBI's taxonomy places the organism in Eukaryota, Metazoa, Chordata, Actinopteri, Siluriformes, Ictaluridae. The record is from RefSeq and is a predicted model, not a curated record. Gene Ontology annotation, cellular component: membrane. Gene Ontology annotation, biological process: G protein-coupled receptor signaling pathway. The transcript has 6 exons. Gene Ontology annotation, molecular function: G protein-coupled receptor activity. The coding region runs from base 1146 to 3080 and encodes 644 amino acids.